Mercenaria mercenaria is the source of this 2122-nucleotide messenger RNA. RefSeq lists its product as uncharacterized. The transcript is spliced from 18 exons. The coding region runs from base 831 to 1946 and encodes 371 amino acids. The record is from RefSeq and is a predicted model, not a curated record. NCBI's taxonomy places the organism in Eukaryota, Metazoa, Mollusca, Bivalvia, Venerida, Veneridae.
GUAAACUAUUAGGAAUGUUACCAUACAGUCGUCAUCACCAGUCUUUGCCAUUCAAUGAUGGUCUUGAGUUACUUGGUAUGAAAUGGGUGCCGAGGCUAACUGUGUCACAAGCAUUUAGGAAGUCACACUAUGUGAAGUGGGUGACAGACUAUGGAGGGAUAGUUUAAAUACACUUGCUGCAGAACCAUGUUUGGUGCUGGCUUUACGAGGAGUCAAUGCAUUUGCAAAGUUAGAGAGUGUGGUCCAACCUUGUCCGAGCCCCAAGUCUGGGCAGCAGUUCAACCUGGACAUGAUCCACACAAGGACAGCAGAAGAGGCUUACACAUAUAUCAGGCUGUUUUUCACAGAGAGAGAGCUGUUCUCAGAUACAUUAGCCAGACCUAUGUUACCAUAUAUAUCUGUCUUUCAAACAAAGCAUGACAUGCCCCAUUUUACCAGAAAGAUGAGGUAGAAAAGCAUGAGAAACACUUGACCUAUGGACCCUGUGUAUGUUUGUGUGUACAAAGAGAGAAUGCUGUUAAAAGAUUACUUGACCUGCUGGGACCAGAGGAUCCACAGAGCGCCCGCCGACACAGUCAGUUCUACUGGAGGGGAGUGUUUGGUGUGGAUCCUGUUAGUAAUGCAAUAUAUGCUUCUAAAACAUAUAUGGAUGCAGUAGAAGAUGAAAAGUUAUUUUCCCUGAUGGUUUGUGUUGUGAAGAAACAGAUAUACCUCUACAGGAAAUAAUAGCUUGCCCAGCAGUUGAUCAAGAAAUAGCUGUAAAAUAUUCUUCCCAUAGAGAUGUGGUUAUCAGUACUGCAGUAGAUUCUUCAAACACUGAUGCUUCCCAUAUGUUGUUACUACAGACAAAAUGUAUUGUUCUGACACCAUUGCUGAUGAGGCAGCUAGGAUCUCACCAUGGUUACAUGGAUGUUAUUGACAGUCUAAUUGCUCAAGGGUUUGAGUUUGUUGGAGGUAGAAUGGUAUGGUUCACCCAGGAACACUUCUUGUGCUCAAUAGAAGCUGCAAGUUUCCAGCAGGUUCCAAUGCUGGUAUCCGGUCCAUGUUUAGUACUGGCUUUACAACGAGACAAUGCUGUUCUAGCAUUUGAUACAAUACUCAGGGAAACAUUCAGUACAGAAAGCAGCCAGGGUAAAUCAGUGACUGACUCACUACUGCAAAAAUAUGGCAGACUUAUUCUCAGACUGUUGGAUCUAAAACAGAUGCAAGAUUCAGACUCUGAUUUGGACCUUCAAAGUUGUCUGGGCAAUGCAGUUUCUAAUAUCUCCUCUAUAAGGGAAACCUUCAGUCCGAAGAAACGCAAACCCCGGAUAAUGAAGGAAAAAAAGGUUCCUGGACCAAGCUGCGGAGUGUCUAGAAUACUUCCUUAUUUGUUGCCACCAGCAUCAAAACCUCCCAGAUUUAGAGGGGAGGCUGAUAAGGAUUUGAUUAAAGACCAUUGUGAUGCUGGCUACGGAUAUCCCCAGAAUCCAGGGCAGACAUCAGGUAGACCAAAGUCUGUAUCAUUAUCUUACGAUAUGGAUACUGAUGAAUUUUACCAAUUUUCUGUGGGGCUUUUCCCCAACCUGCAGGGGAAGGUUGUAUCCAUGUACAAAAUGGAUAAGCAGCGGCGACUGAUAACAGUGACCCCAAGCUUGCCAUCAGCACUUAGGGAUAAUUCAUACACAGGAGUCACCUUUUUCAAGGGUGAUGAACAUACUGAAGACCCUGGACCAGUAGUGGGCAAUCCUAAUCCUAUAGAACCUAUUGCUGAGAGACGGGCGAUAAUUGCUGUCCAGGACCAAGCUUUUGAAGAAGCUUUGGCAGAAGAUAGAAAAAAGGCUCAAAUAGAGGAUGAGAAAAAAAUACAGUUGCAGCAACAAAAACAAAGACUGAAGCAGAUACAUGAAGACAGUUUGCGCAUCACUGGGGAAGAACCUAUGGGUGGGGUGGCUAUAAAAGUGUGAGCAGAAGGAAAUGUGUUGGGUCAGAAGCGAUUUAGGUUCACUUCUGAUGUUCGAGCCAGAGUUGAACCCUUACCUGCAGCCAUACUCCCAGUCCAUGAUACAGAGGAACACAAUGAAACAGAUGCAGUCUUUGAUGAUACAGACACUCCUACAGUAUCAUUUCAUCCACGCCAUAG